Molecule: messenger RNA, 9743 nt
Organism: Hippopotamus amphibius kiboko
Lineage: Eukaryota; Metazoa; Chordata; Mammalia; Artiodactyla; Hippopotamidae
Gene: MICAL3
Product: microtubule associated monooxygenase, calponin and LIM domain containing 3
Exons: 41
Coding region: 481-7089 (2202 amino acids)
Molecular function (GO): protein binding; FAD binding
Source: RefSeq, a predicted model, not a curated record
GCGUGGCGGCAGCUCCUUUCCUUACUUUCUGCAUAGCGCUAUGAGCUUCUGCCAAAGUCUGAGCCUGCGGGUAGCGACGGCGUCCCUGGGGACGGGAGACCAAGCGGGUUCCGGAGGCGCUCUGAGAUCAGCACCCCGAGGCCGGGGUCUGGUGGUCGCGCCCCGGGGGCCGCAGCCCCGCCCUCCCAUGUGCCCGCCCCGCCCGGCGGCAGCGCCGCUACCUCAGCAGCCGCAGCGGUGCUGCCCCCGCGGGACGCCGAGUGCUGGGGCGCGACCGAGGGGCUGAGGUACCGGCUGGAGCGGGGUCGCCGCGGAGCUGGGGCGCCGGACGCCGCGGCCGAGGGGCUGAGGCGCGGGACUGCGGACUGCGACCGGGACGCCGGCGCACCGCGGCAUGAGGCGGAGAUUAACGUGACUGCGUCAGGUGGAUCAACCGCCCUCCCACUGCCCCGGUUGUCAGGGGCCUGAGAGUGGGGAGACAUGGAGGAGAGUAAGAAUGAGGCGACAAAUCGCGCUCACGUCCUCUUUGACCGCUUCGUGCAGGCGACCACCUGCAAGGGGACCCUCAAGGCCUUCCAAGAGCUCUGCGACCACCUGGAACUGAAGCCUAAGGACCACCGCUCCUUUUACCACAAACUCAAGUCCAAGCUCAACUACUGGAAAGCCAAGGCCCUCUGGGCAAAGCUGGACAAGCGAGGUAGCCACAAAGAUUACAAGAAGGGAAAGGCCUGCACUAACACCAAGUGUCUCGUCAUUGGAGCUGGCCCCUGUGGUCUCCGCACAGCCAUCGAUUUAUCCCUAUUGGGAGCUAAGGUGGUGGUUAUUGAGAAACGAGAUUCUUUCUCCCGCAACAAUGUCUUGCAUCUCUGGCCGUUCACCAUACAUGAUCUGCGAGGUCUGGGUGCCAAGAAGUUCUACGGCAAAUUCUGUGCUGGAGCCAUCGACCACAUCAGUAUCCGUCAGCUUCAACUAAUACUUUUGAAAGUAGCCUUGAUCCUAGGCAUUGAAAUCCAUGUCAAUGUGGAAUUCCAAGGACUUGUGGAGCCUCCUGAGGACCAAGAAAAUGAACGGAUAGGUUGGCGGGCCCUGGUACACCCGAAAACCCAUCCUGUAUCAGAAUAUGAGUUUGAAGUCAUCAUUGGAGGGGAUGGCCGCAGGAACACCUUGGAAGGAUUUCGUCGGAAAGAAUUUCGUGGCAAACUGGCCAUUGCCAUUACAGCAAAUUUUAUUAACCGAAAUACAACAGCAGAAGCCAAAGUGGAAGAGAUCAGUGGUGUGGCUUUUAUAUUCAACCAAAAAUUUUUCCAGGAACUGAGGGAAGCCACAGGGAUUGAUUUGGAGAACAUCGUCUACUACAAAGAUGACACACACUAUUUUGUUAUGACGGCCAAAAAGCAGAGUUUAUUGGACAAAGGGGUGAUACUGCAUGACUACGCGGACACGGAGCUCUUGCUCUCCCGGGAGAAUGUGGACCAAGAGGCUCUGCUGAGCUACGCCAGGGAGGCGGCAGACUUCUCUACCCAGCAGCAGCUGCCCUCCCUGGACUUCGCCAUCAAUCACUAUGGGCAGCCCGAUGUGGCCAUGUUUGACUUCACAUGCAUGUACGCCUCUGAGAACGCGGCCCUGGUGCGGGAGCACAAUGGACACCAGCUGCUGGUGGCUUUGGUCGGGGACAGCCUCCUGGAGCCUUUUUGGCCAAUGGGAACAGGAAUAGCUCGGGGCUUUCUAGCCGCUAUGGACUCGGCCUGGAUGGUGCGCAGUUGGUCUUUGGGAAGGAGCCCCUUGGAAGUCCUGGCAGAGAGGGAAAGCAUUUAUAGGUUGCUGCCUCAGACCACCCCUGAGAACGUGAGCAAGAACUUCAGCCAGUACAGCAUAGACCCAGUCACCAGAUACCCCAACAUUAACGUCAGCUUCCUCCGGCCAAGCCAGGUGCGUCAUCUGUAUGAUACUGGAGAAACAAAAGAUAUUCAUCUGGAGAUGGAGAACCUCGUGAAUUCCCGAACUACCCCAAAGUUGGCCCGCAAUGAGUCUGUGGCUCGCUCCAGCAAGCUGCUGGGUUGGUGCCAGCGGCAGACAGAUGGCUAUGCCGGGGUGAACGUGACAGACCUCACCAUGUCAUGGAAGAGUGGCCUGGCCCUGUGUGCGAUCAUCCACAGAUACCGCCCUGAUCUGAUAGAUUUCGAUUCUUUGGAUGAGCAAAGUGUGGAGAAGAAUAACCAGCUGGCCUUCGAUGUUGCUGAGAAGGAGCUGGGCAUCUCUCCCAUCAUGACAGGCAGAGAGAUGGCCUCGGUCGGGGAGCCGGACAAGCUGUCCAUGGUGAUGUACCUGACCCAGUUCUACGAGAUGUUCAGGGAUUCUCUCCCCUCCCGAGAUGCCUUGGACCUGAAUGCUGAGGAGAGGGCCGUCCUGGUAGCCAGCACCAAAUCCCCCAUCUCCUUCCUGAGCAAGCUUGGGCAGACCAUUUCUCGAAAGCGCUCUCCCAAGGACAAAAAGGAAAAGGACUUGGAUGGUGCUGGGAAGAGGAGAAAGACCAGUCAGUCGGAAGAGGAGGACGCACCCCGCGGCUACAGAGGAGGAAGGCCCACGCUGGUGAGCACGCUGACUGACCGGAGGCUGGAUGUGGCCCUUGGCAACCAGAACAAAGUGAAGUACAUGGCAACCCAGCUGCUGGCCAAGUUUGAGGAGAACGCGCCCCCACAGUCCACGAGCGUGAGGAGACAGCCGACACAAGAGCGUGGGCUCAGCCAGCCGUCCUGCUGCCUGCCCGAGCAGGGUCGCCCUGCUCCUGUCCCCCAGUGGAAACAGCGACGGGGAAAGGAGUGUUCUCGGACCUGCCCCAAAAAAGUGAUCACACUCUCUCCUCCCCCUACUCCGCCCCCUUGUCGGGCACGUGGCGGCCAGCAGACAUGCAGGGAUCUUGAUGCUGACAGCCGUGGGAAGCAGAGUCCCCACCACGAGAGGCCAGAACCUGAGCCUUCUCGUCGAUUUUUUGUUGACCAGUGGGAGCUUUCUCUAAGCCUCCGCUCCGCCAGCCGCCCUGCCUCUCCCUCCUCUGACUCCCUCCGACAGAAGUAUAUAAAGAUGUACACGGGCGGAGUGAGCUCAUUGGCUGAGCAGAUAGCCAAUCAGCUUCAAAGGAAAGAACAGCCCAAAACCCUUCUAGACAAGAAGGAACUGGGCUCCAUAAAGAAGGAGUUCCCACAGAACGUGGGAGGCAGCGACACCUGCUAUUUCUGUCAGAAGCGGGUCUACGUGAUGGAGCGGCUGAGCGCCGAGGGCAAGUUCUUCCACCGGAGCUGCUUCAAGUGCGAGUUCUGCGCCACUACCCUGCGCCUCUCGGCCUAUGCCUAUGCCCUCGAGGAUGGUAAAUUCUACUGCAAACCACACUACUGUUACCGGCUGUCUGGCUCCGCACAGAGGAAGAGACCAGCAGUGGCUCCUCGGUCUGGAAAGGAGGCCAGGGGACCCCUGCAGGAUGGCUCCGCCGCAGACACCAACGGACGGCCCGGCACCAGUGCCAGCCCUGCCGAGAGAACUCCAGGCCCCAGCGUGAACGGCCUGGAGGAACCCAGCAUUGCCAAGAGGCUUCGGGGCACCCCCGAGAGGAUUGAGCUGGAGAACUACCGCCUGUCGGUGCGGCAGGCGGAGGGGCUGGAGGAGGUGCCCGAGGAGACGCAGGCCGAGCACAACCUGAGCAGCGUGCUGGACACGGGGACAGAGGAGGACGCGCCCAGCAGCAGUUCUGAGUCCGACAUGGAGGAGGAGGAGGAGGAGGAGGAACCUCCGCUGCCCACCUCGGACCUGGGUGGUGUUCCCUGGAAGGAGGCCGUGAGGAUCCACGCUCUUCUGAAAGGAAAGAGUGAAGAGGAGCUAGAAGCCUCCAGGAGCUUUGAGGCUGGGGAGGAGGAUGAGGAGGAGGAGGAUGAAGAGGAGGAGGAUGAAGAGGAGGACGAAGAGGAGGAGGACGAGUCUAGUGAAGGAGAGUACUGGCCCCGGGACAGAGAACUCCUGCAAGGCCAGCCGCUCGGGCACCUUCCAGAGGAAGAGGACAUGGGUACAUGUGAAGCCGGGAGCCUGAGGCUGCAGCAGCUCAUAAAUCCAGCUGAUCCCCUGGAGAUCCAGGCUGACGUGCACUGGACGCACAUUCGUGAGAGCCAGGAGGAGCAAGCAGCACCGGCCCCUGAGUCCCCUCCUUCCAGAGUGCCCGACCUUCCCUCCGUUCGCCGUGCAGCAGUGCAGGCCUGGCUGGAGUCGGUGUCCGGAGUCCCAUUUGAUGAGGAUGACCAGGAGGAAGAUGUGGACUCAGAGCCGGCAGAGAUCGAAGGGGAGGCAGCGGAGAACGGUGAUGCGGGGGACACUGGUGCAGAGCUGGAUGAUGAUCAGCACUGGUCGGACGACAUCCCGUCGGAGGCAGACACGGAGGUGCACCAGGUGGUGGCGGGAGCGGGGCUGGAGCUGCGGGUAUCUGAAGGCGAGGAGGAGCCUCCAUCAGCCUCGGCAAGGCACCCUGAGAGAGGUCCUUCCCAAGUCUCCAGCCCCACCCAGUCCCCUGAGGCGCACGUGGUCCUGUCCUCCCCAGCCCUCAGCCCUGGGGCACAGGGUGCCCGAGCCCCACUCGUCUCUGCAGCUGCAGCGGUGGGGUUGCCCACAGAGAACCCUGUGCCGGAGCCCUCGCCCCUCCACGGGGAGCCCACAGCCAGCUCACCUGUCCGAUCCCAGCCCGAAGCCAGGUCGCCGCCCUCGCCUGCCAGCCCGAAGCCACUGGCCCCGCCGGCACUGCUCCCCAUCUGCUCCCAGCCUCAGCCGUCCCCCGAGGCGUCCCCCGAGGCCACCGUGCCAUCCCCCACCGCGUCCCCCAUCCGCUUCCAGCCCGUGCCGGCUAGAACCUCCACCCCUCUGGCCCCCCUCCUGUCGAAGAACCACGGGGUCACCAAGGACACAGUGGGCAGCCCCUUCCCUGGGGACGAGGCCCUGAAACGCAGUGACCUGGUGGCAGAGUUCUGGAUGAAGAGCGCCGAGAUCCGCCGCAGCCUGGGGCUCACACCCGUGCGCCGGGGCUCAGGGUCCGAGCCCACCUUCCAGCCCGUGCCUCUGCAGGCCUAUCCAGCUGAGAAGUCCCCCCAGGGCGAGGGGCUCCAGCUCCUAAAACCCCCACCGGUCCCCAGGAAGCUGGGGCUGCCCUCAGCCGAGGGGGCCCAGCCCUCCCUGCCCACCCCGGGGUCCCCGCCUGACAGGGAGCCAAAGGGCUCCCGGGAGGAGCACAGAGACCUGUCCAGCAGCUCAGGGCUGGGCCUGCAGGGCAGCUCCUCCCGCACCAGGACGCCAGGCAGCCAGAGCUUCAACACCUCCGACUCCACCAUGCUCACACCCCCCUCCAGCCCGCCGCCCCCGCCGCCCGAUGAGGAGCCCGCCACCCUGCACAGGAAGCUGGCCCUGGCGGGACAGCCCUCAGCCUCGGCACCCCCACCACCGGCCCCCUGCACGCGGCCCCCACGGGAGCCCACCCAGCCCUCCCGGGAGGAGGCACGGAAGUCAUUUGUGGAGAGCGUGGACGAGAUCCCCUUUGCGGAUGACGUGGAGGACACGUAUGAUGACCGCACGGAGGACUCGAGUCUGCAGGAGCCCUUCUUCACGCCCCCCUCCUGCUGGCCCCGUCCCGAGCAGCCCCUGGCCCAGGAGAACGGCCCGGGGCCGGAGAGUAGCCGAGGGGCAGAGAGCGGGAUCGUGCUGCAGAAGCGGAAGCUGCCGCUGGUCUCUGCCGAGGCCAAGGAGCUGGCGGCUGAGCGCAUGCGGGCCCGGGAGAAGUCGGUGCGGAGCCAGGCGCUGAGGGACGCCAUGGCCCGGCAGCUGAGCAGGAUGAAGGAGAUGGACACAGUGGCCGCCGCCCCCAGGACCCCGGUGCCCCGCAGAGCCACCACUGUGUCCCCCAAGGGCCCCGAGGAGCCCACCCCAAGGCCCGAAGCCACGAGUGAGGAGGUUCUGUCCCCUCCCUCAGACUCGGGGGGCCCGGAUGGCUCGAUCACCUCAUCCGAGGGCUCCAGCGGGAAGAGCAAGAAGAGAUCGUCCCUCUUCUCCCCCCGAAGAAACAAGAAAGAAAAGAAGCCCAAGGGUGAGGGCCGGCCCCAGGAGAGGCCCAGCCCCACUGCCCUGGAGGAGGCAGCCACCAAGCCCAGGUCCCUGUGGAAGUCCGUCUUUUCCGGGUACAGGAAGGACAGGAAGAAGAAGGGCGAUGGCAGGUCCUGCCCCAGCACCCCUUCCAGCGGGGCCACUGUGGACACCGGCAAGCCCGGGGCGUCUCUUGUCACGAGAGCAGAGCUGCGGCCCCGGCGCCCGCUGAGCUGCUCGGAGGACUCGGACCUCUCCAGCGACGAUGUCCUCGAGCGGACCUCCCAGAAGUCCAGGAGAGAGCCAAGGACUUACACGGAGGAGGAGCUGAACGCCAAGCUGACCCGGCGUGUGCAGAAGGCAGCUCGGAGGCAGGCCAAGCAGGAGGAGCUGAAGCGGCUGCACCGCGCGCAGAUAAUCCAGCGGCAGCUGGAGCAGGUGGAGGAGAAGCAGCGGCAGCUGGAAGAGAGAGGGGUCGCCGUGGAAAAGGCGCUGCGUGGGGAAGCAGACUAUUGGGGAGAGUCUUAUUACACUGACCUCAUCGACUUGCACCUGGGUGUUGAGCCCAGUGGCGGGACUCCACGGCGUAGACCUCUCUCCUUCUGCCCUUGCUGUGUCCAGGAAGGCAUGGGCAAGAAGGAUGACCCCAAGCUGAUGCAGGAGUGGUUCAAGCUGGUGCAGGAGAAGAACGCCAUGGUGCGCUACGAGUCGGAGCUGAUGAUCUUCGCCCGGGAGCUAGAGCUGGAGGACCGGCAGAGCCGGCUACAGCAGGAGCUCCGCGAGCGGAUGGCCGUGGAAGAUCACCUGAAGACAGAGGAGGAGCUUUCGGAGGAGAAGAGAAUCCUGAAUGAGAUGCUGGAGGUGGUGGAGCAGAGAGACGCCCUGGUGGCCCUGCUAGAGGAGCAGCGGCUCCGGGAGAAGGAGGAAGACAAGGACCUGGAGGCCGCCAUGCUGUCCAAAGGCUUCAGCCUGAACUGGUCCUGAGUGCCCACCCUGGUGCUGGCUGGUCUGUGCAUCCUCUGACCCUGGCUGGCUUCUCCCAGACCACCCAGAUCCGAGGUCCGAGUGGGCCUGGCGCCUCCUGGGAGUUUGCACUCAAAACGUCCUCGUGGCUCUGAAAAGCAGUCAGGCGUCUGAGCUGUGGGGAGCCCCAGGUGAAGAUGGUCGUCCGGUGGCUCAGCCUCCUCGGAAGAGGCCACCCUGCCCUCCUGCUUCGGAGGCACAGGAGCAUGGGGCGUGGGCAGGAACGUCUGCAUGCCCAGUGAGGGUGUGGCGACCCCCCAGGCACGUCUGGUAGGAGGAACGCAGCUCUCUUCCCCGCUCCCUGAGGCAGCACCACAGCUGAGGUGAGACCGAGGCCCGGGAGAGUGAGCGCAGAAUUCAUCCAGCAGGUGAGGGGCCCAGCCCCUUCCGUAUGGGCCCAGUGCCACACCCCAGGCCUCUCCUGGCUGUGGCCUGAGGCCUGAGGCUGCUGUAUUUGCUUUUAAUUCACAACACUGGAAAAUACUGACUUUGGGAUUGGGCGGGGCUCCCCCCCCCUCCCCGCACUGCCACGUUCUGGCCCCCGCCAACAGGCCGGCCGUGUCAUGGGCGUCAGGUGGGAGGCCUUCCUCCUCGCCUUGUUCCUGUGUUCGCACCGAGCGAAGCUGACAGCCUAGGAGACGCGGCCGCUUCAGACACUCUUUGUCAAUUAACUUAUUUUUUUAAUACUUGAAAAGAAGCAACUUCACUUUUGUAUCUUUACCGGGACACUAAUGGCCUGGCCCCUGGGUAGGGGGCAGAGCUGGGUCCUAGCUGACUGUGCUGUCACUCCUUUUGUUACUCCUUCAUCGUGGGGCUGACGGGAGCCCUCAGGUCAGCGAGUCCCCCUCUGUGGGCCCCCUGCCCUCCUUCGCCUGGCACCAGGUGUCUGCAUCUACACUGCUCGCUUGUCAAGGAUGCACUUGAGCUGCUGGAGGCCAGGCCCCGAGGUACCAAAAAAUGCCACUCGGCCCUCUUUGUUGGAAUCCUGGCUCUGCAGAAACCAUUGUUUCCUCUGUUUUGGUACCAAGGUCUCACCUCCCACAACACAUUUAUUAAAGAAAGUUUUAGGCCGGCUGCACCAACAUGUGGGACCCUGCCCAGAGAGACCCAGACCCAGCCAACUGGAGACGCAGUGACAGCACACGGGAGUACUCUGGUUGGGGUCACACACACACACACACACACACACACACACACACACAGAGCUCUGGCCCAGUUCCCCGUUUGCACCUCUUUGUGGGGAAGCUUGGGCUGAAAGCACCGGGGAUCCGGCUUGUGCCAUGGUUCAGCCAGAGGCCGGCUGUGUCCAGCUCGCAGAGCUGCUGUCAGAAUCUGCAGGGGUCAUGCUUGUCCACAGAGGAGCACCAGGCCAGUCCUGAGGCCCUCCAGCCAACUCCUGGUGGAGCAGGGCCGCGAGUAGGGAAGAGAGGCCUCAGGACAGGACAAGGGGUAUCCACACUGACCUUGGAAUGUCCCUGGGGAACCACAUCGUGCCUCAACUUCAACACAGUCAUUCUCACUGCAAAGGAGCAAAGAAAUGUCUUCUUCAGUCUGUCCCAAGGCUGCCGUCUGUCCCCUGCUGGGAUCCAGGGGACACGCGGCUCCAGCCCUCACGGCUCUGACCUUCACCUCCUGCUAGAUGAGGCAGAGCCUCCAUUUCUAGUCUCCUUCCUAGAUGGGGAGUGGAGGGUGUUCUAGAUCCCAUCCUUAAACCCCAGCCUGCCAAUAAAAUUGGGCUUGGGACAGGAUUCAUUGCCUUUGUGGCCUUUGCCUACCCUUCCUACCCACCGCCCGCGUGUACCAUGACUGCCAGGUCCCCUCCCUAGAGCCCCUGUCCACCCGAGAUGAGGACAAGUUACACAGUGGCCAGAAGGGACGCAGCACCUGCUCCUGCAGAGCAUGGCCUGGAGGCUGCAGAGAACCUCGGAAAUGCUCCCCUGCUCCCUCUGGCAGGCCUCCGACUUCAGGUUCUAGUAGAGCACUUUUUCAGAAAGCUCCCGUUUUAUAACCACUAGUUUGCAGGUUGUUGUGUGUCCUGCUGACAGGCUGCCUGCAGUGUUUCCAGCUCUGGAAAUGCACGCAUCUCCUGUCAGUCCCCUUGAAGGGAGGGCAGCUGCAAAGCUCUCUAAAAUGCCAGAGUGUGAGCGAGCCCGAGCCCAAGGCCCGUUCAGGGGCGACCAGGUUCAGCUUCAGCGGAGGGAGGGCAGCAGUGCCCCUCACCUGAGUCUGAGGUCACCAGUGGCUCCGCCUGGGGGUCCAGCCCUGCUCAGGUGGCGUCUUCUGGCCUUUGCUCCGGGAGCCGACUUCCAGCCACUCUGACCAGCAACAAUAGACUGUUCUCUAUCUUUUUAAAGAGCAGAAUUUUUUCAGUAGGGCAGAAAGUGGAGAGAGUUUAAAGAAAACAAUUUUAAAGGUGAUAACAACUGACCUACAAAGGGGAAUGGGCCAUUUUACGCGCAAUAAAAGUUUUAAAAGAAAUACAGAGUGUAUUUAAGUCACUGUCCUGGACUUGGCAUGAGUCAGGGUACCCUCUUCGGUGGGUGGUGUCCACCCAUGGUGGCAUCUAUCAGCAUAUGUGUGUGUUUCAAGAAUAUAAUAUAGCCUUUGUGCUUUCU